This is a messenger RNA of Spizellomyces punctatus DAOM BR117, 1287 nucleotides long. RefSeq lists its product as uncharacterized. NCBI's taxonomy places the organism in Eukaryota, Fungi, Chytridiomycota, Chytridiomycetes, Spizellomycetales, Spizellomycetaceae. The transcript is spliced from 4 exons. The record is from RefSeq and is a predicted model, not a curated record. Bases 29 to 1171 code for a protein of 380 amino acids. Gene Ontology annotation, cellular component: non-motile cilium; centriole. Gene Ontology annotation, biological process: cilium assembly.
CGCUUGCAAACCACGAUCUCGACACCCAAUGAACGGUGUCCACGCCUCCACAUUUGCUACGGCUUACCUGGACUCACUCGACAUUCCCGAUGCAACGCCUCUCAGCAACUGGUCAUGUUCCUUAUCCCCCACCGACGACUCGACGCGUCACGCCGUCGACACAAGUCAUGAUCUCCAUAUUAGCAAAGACGAUGUACGCGCCCAACUUGUCACUAUGGGAUACGAGCCCGAUGCACUGCCGGAUAAAAUGUUGGACGAAUUCAUAGAGGAGCUGAAGAGGGCUUAUCGGACAGAGUUGGGUGAGUUUUUGGAAGAGGACGACGAGGACGACGAGGAUAAGGACAGUCUCAGUACGGAACCGGACGAAACAAGUCGUUUGGAGAGACCUUACUAUCCGUACGUGCGACCGGUGGAUGACAAGAAAGGAUAUUGGAAUGAGAAGGCUUCAUUACAGAAAGUUUCAAGAUCACCCUCUCCCCAAAAAACGCCUGAACGCAAAGUGCGUGAAGCGCAGACCACCACACCCCAACGCCAAAUACAACGCCACGAUAAACCUUCUGACGAAUCCACUGAAUACGACACCACACAAACGACUUGUAGCCCAGCAACACACCAAAUGAACGUGAUAGAGCGACUGGCGGCUUUGGAUCUGUCUAAUGUCAGACGAACCGUUUCGCAUCAGCGGCAAAAGGAGAAAAGUGAUACACGGCAUGCGCCAGGAGAGGAAGAGGCUGUGGAUGACGACUUAGAAGAUGAAAUUAGUGACGAUCUCUAUGAUUCCGAGGAAUAUGCGUUACGAGAUUCAACGAAUUUCUCGUCUUUUGAAAGUGAAUACUACGAGCGACCGCGUUACCGCACCGGAUUUAUUCGCGCUCAACCCCAACAGCGACCUCGCAAACACGAUCCAGUCUCCCGCUUUCACCAACAUCAAGCCGAAUGGCAACGGGAUGUGUUUCUAAGACGAUUAGGGAAUCCUGGAGCUCAGAGGCCUGUGGCUGUUGUCGGUAGUACUAAAGUGUCUAGACCCAUGAGUGGGGGAUUGGCAUCCCAACGACCUCGACAUAAUCUGGCGGCGUUGCGACCUACAUAUGUUGUACCUACCACAAAAAAGAGAAGUGAUGUAGUAUGGGAUGUGAGGAAUCGACUGGCGCUUAAAAGUCAGACUCUAUAGUGUGAGCGCCGGAGCGAUCUCAUGUAUAUAUGAUAAUGUACGGGUUGGAUGAUAUUGCUACAUGCAUUAUAUAGAGAGGUACUUGAUUUUUGAGGCACACUAUUACUGCUCCAAGA